AUGUUUGUAUGGCGCAUUAGCCCCUUUAUAGCCGUCCUACCAUGGCUCAUAAUUGCCUGUAUGAACGGUACAUACCUCUCUUCUGCGCUCGCAAAGGUCCCCGAUGGUGCCUGGUUCACCAUCACGCUCGCCGCUAUACUCGCAUCCGUUCUUCUAGUGUGGAGAUUCGGCAAGGAACAGCAAUGGUUUGCCGAAGCCGAGGAUCGCUUUCCCACUUCGCAUUUUGUUACGAGAGACCGAUAUGGUGGCGUUCCUCUAAGCACAACGAAGGGCUUCGACAAGGCCGGCGAGACUACCCCAAUAGUCUUCAGCCACUUUGUUCUCAAGCUUACUGCGAUGCUAGAAGUUAGCGUCUUCUUCCAUCUAAGGCCCCUCGAGACUCCUUUGGUGGCACCAGAGAACCGGCACGCUGUUUCACGGCUUGCAAUCCCUAACUGCUACCAUCUUGUGGUUCGCUACGGAUACAACGACGAAAUCAUAACCCCAAAUCUUGCCUCCCUCAUCGCGGAACAGAUCCGCAGAUAUCUGAUUGAGAAUCAGAUCCUUUGA
Pseudogymnoascus destructans is the source of this 549-nucleotide messenger RNA. RefSeq lists its product as uncharacterized. The transcript has 2 exons. The record is from RefSeq and is a predicted model, not a curated record. Gene Ontology annotation, molecular function: potassium ion transmembrane transporter activity. NCBI's taxonomy places the organism in Eukaryota, Fungi, Ascomycota, Leotiomycetes, Thelebolales, Thelebolaceae. Gene Ontology annotation, biological process: potassium ion transmembrane transport. Gene Ontology annotation, cellular component: membrane. Bases 1 to 549 code for a protein of 182 amino acids.